Molecule: messenger RNA, 1380 nt
Organism: Hermetia illucens (black soldier fly)
Lineage: Eukaryota; Metazoa; Arthropoda; Insecta; Diptera; Stratiomyidae
Exons: 3
Coding region: 204-1310 (368 amino acids)
Source: RefSeq, a predicted model, not a curated record
CACUGGUCUGCAGAGCUGCAACGGUUGGUGGUUUUGAACUGAAUGCGCUGACUAUGGUUGAUCAGUUCCGUUUAUGUCGCGCGAAUGCGUUGUUACGAACGCUGUGAUUCCGCACAGAGUUUAGUUGAGUGAAAACUGUGGUGAUAUCUUUUUGUAUCUUUUAGUUGGUCGAUGAAAAGUGAAAUCUUUAAUAAAAGGUGAAAAUGAAAUUGUUCAGUUUCGCAGUUUUCUUUGUGUUUUACGGUGUCUGUUAUGGGCAUUUUGUCGCGAAUGAAACAAGAUCCCGUGGGAGAAAGAAGUUAAUUCAUAAUUCCCCGACGAGCUGGACAGAUCCUUAUGAUGAUGAUGGAAUUUGGUUUAAACUUUUGGAGGACUAUGCAACUGGAAGCAAAUCAUCACGUGAAGGACGUGUCAUGCCCCCACCUCAUAGAUACAUCCCAACGUCAGGAUUCUACAUAACAAAACGAAUCGGAGAAGCAAUGGAACUUGAACCGCAUCGCCGCCCGCCUGGCAAAGUCAUUUCGCCCAUCCUUCCCCCUCCACCACCACUGCAACAGUCUCAGCCUCAACAACCAUCAACCAUCCAUUCGAAUUAUCCAACUAGACAAAACUUCCUCCCUAACCACCAACUUCGCGAAGUUUCAGAGACGGAUUUGUAUCUCCUUGGAGCUAUUGAAAAGCUGGUCUACCGCGUGGACUAUAUGGAGCACCGAUUGCGGCGUACCGAACAAUUGGUUUACUAUCUCAUGGAAGGCAAUAAACAAAAAGAAGAUGCGGUUGCAAAUCCUUGCGCAAAGAACUUCACAAAAGUCGGAGAUACCUGUUACCACAUCUCUGGUGAUCGCCAAGUCAAUUGGAAAUCGGCCAACACUCUCUGCAAAUCCAUGAACGCUCAUCUAGCCGAGUUUGUCGACCUAACUGAGAACGAGGAAAUGGUUGCCUAUCUUCUCAAUCAUCCCGAUCAUCGUUGUAAGGACUUCUGGUUGGGCGGUUUGAAUCCGGGACUUUUAUGGAUUUGGUCGAAUUCAGCUAAGCCCGUCAACCCCAAUACGAAUCUAACUUCCAUUGUUAGCGCUGCUGAUAAUUCAACGACAACGAACGAAAUAGACGACAAAAUAACAAAUAAUACGGUCGAAAUCAAAGGUUCUGGACGAUGCCUGCGAUUGUCUUAUAAUCCUGCGAAACAUACUUAUUUCUAUUAUGGUCAGGAGUGCACGUCGCGGCAUCAUUUCCUCUGUGAAGCUGAGAAUAAGACGCUGGAGAAUAAGAUCAAGAAAUUGACUAGAGAAUUAGAUCUUGAUAUGUUUUAGAUACGCUUUUAUAUUAAGCGAAUAUUGAUGUAUUUAUUUAAUUUAUUAGUUAAAUUGUUGGUUUACUUGU